Messenger RNA from Limulus polyphemus (Atlantic horseshoe crab), 343 nucleotides. RefSeq names its product SCY1-like protein 2. The transcript has 2 exons. The annotation marks the transcript as partial. The record is from RefSeq and is a predicted model, not a curated record. NCBI's taxonomy places the organism in Eukaryota, Metazoa, Arthropoda, Merostomata, Xiphosura, Limulidae.
UGUGCCUUGUCAAUCCUUCACCUCCAAAGUUCCGAAAAUGGGUCAACCUGAUUUGGACUACACUGCUCCGGAAGUUCAGGCAACAUCUAGCUGCUCUCCCCUAAGCGACAUGUUCUCAUUAGGCCUACUUAUUUGUGCUGUCUAUAAUAAUGGACGAUCCCUUAUUGAAGCAAAUCUGAGUAUAGCUCAGUAUACCAACCUAAUUCAGUCGCUAGAGCAAACUCUUCGUGGUUUCCUUGACAGGAUACCAUAUUUCCUACAAGAACCUUUACAAGGACUCCUGAAUAUGGACUCAAGGCGACGUCCUAACGCCCAGAACUUCUCCAUGGUAAGUUUUCCUGUC